Messenger RNA from Benincasa hispida (wax gourd), 1776 nucleotides. RefSeq names its product cytochrome P450 81Q32-like. The record is from RefSeq and is a predicted model, not a curated record. Gene Ontology annotation, molecular function: heme binding; iron ion binding; monooxygenase activity. Lineage: Eukaryota; Viridiplantae; Streptophyta; Magnoliopsida; Cucurbitales; Cucurbitaceae.
AAGAAAAGAAAAGAAAAGAAAAAAUAAACAAAAAAAAGCAUGGAAAACCUUAUGCUUUAUCUCUUUCUUUCUCUAAUCAUAUUCAUAUCAGCUCUCAAAUUCCUUGUGAAACCCUCCAUAAACCUUCCCCCAAGUCCCCCCUUUUCUCUCCCAAUCAUAGGCCAUCUCUAUCUCCUAAAACGCCCCAUCCAUCAAACCCUUCAAAAGCUUUCCAAGAAAUAUGGCCAUGUCUUCUCUCUCCGCUUAGGCUCUCAACUCGUUGUCGUCGUUUCUUCUCCUUCCGCCGUCAAGGAAUGCUUCACAGUGAAUGAUAUCACUCUGGCAAAUCGGCCGCAGACCAACAUUACCAAGCACUUGACUUACAACAACACGAUCUUCUCAGCAUCCUCUUAUGGUGACCAUUGGCGAGACCUCCGCCGAAUUAGCACCAUAGAGAUUUUCUCAACUACUCGCCUUAAUAUGUUCUUGGAGAUUAGGAAGGACGAAAUCAAACGCUUACUUGGUAAGUUGUGUGGCAUUUCAAGUGAUGACUUUGCGAGUGUUGAGAUGGGAUCUAUGUUUUCCAAGUUGUCGUCUAAUAUUGUGAUGCGAAUGGUGACGGGGAAAAGGUUUUAUGGAGAGGAUGUGUUGGAUGCAGAACAAGCAAAGGAAUUUAGAGAUAUUGUGAAACAAGUUAUGGAAAAUUGUGGGAGUUACGAUUCAAGUUCUAUACUUUUGUUGAAUUGGAUUGAUAUAACUGGUUAUGAGAAGAGGAUAAUAGAACUUGGACAACGAAACGAUCAAUUUUUGCAAGGGUUGAUUGAUGAGCAUAGGAAUCAAAAGGAGGAAGGUAGAAAUACUAUGAUUGAUCAUUUACUUUCCUUGCAAGAAUCCCAACUUGAUUGUAUGAGUGAUCAAGUUAUUAAAGGACUUAUAAUGGUAAUAUUACUUGCAGGCACUGACACAGUAGCUGUGACUAUGGAAUGGGCGUUGUCCCAUUUGCUCAACAAUCCUGAUGUGCUAAACAAUGCUAGGAUUGAGUUAGACUCAAUAGUUGGACAAGGGCAAUUAGUUGAUGAAUCUGAUUUGUCAAAAUUGAGUUAUUUACAGGGAAUAAUCUACGAGACCCUACGAUUAAACCCAGCAGCUCCUUUACUAGUGCCACAUUAUGCAUCUAAAAAUUGUUCGAUAGCGGGCUACGAAAUCCCCCGCGAUACGAUGAUUUUGAUAAAUGCUUGGGCAAUACAUAGAGAUCCAAACAUAUGGGAAGAUGCAACUACAUUUGAACCUAAAAGAUAUAAGAAUCGCAACGUAGAUGAGUUAUUAUACAAGCUAAUACCUUUCGGUGUCGGGCGGAGAGCUUGCCCUGGUGUGGGAAUGGCUCAUCGUGUGGUUGGCUUGGCUUUGGCGUCGUUGAUUCAAUGCUUUGAAUGGAAGAGAGUGAAUAGGGAGCUGGUUGACAUGGCUGAGGGUGUUGGACUAACAAUGCCUAGAGCACAUCCAUUGCAAGCCAUGUGUAAAUCCCGACCUAUCAUGGAAAGGGUUUUCAUUUGAUAGUUCACAAUUAUGAAAGACCAUAUGUUUGAACAAAAUUAAUAAGAAAGAUAUGAUCAAUUACCUUGCACCACUCAACUAAACGUUCUUCUUCUUCUUUUUUUUUUUUUUUUUUCAAGUGUUUGAGUUGUAGUGUAUUGGAACAAUAAUGAUUUGAGUGCAUAUUAAUAUUGUAAAAGUGAAAAUUUCAUGUUUUAAAACGUUAUGGGACUGCGAUCGGAGUUUUCAUAUUACCUAGGAGAG